CAACAAAGGGUUCGAAACUAUGAUAGUAAAUUUUGAUUAUUCUUUAGUAAAUUUAUUUAAAAGAUUUCUUGUUAAUUAAGCAUAGUUAUGUGGUUUAUUAAGCAUAGUAAGACAGGUGAAAUUUUAAACAUAAAUCAAGAGAAAACAACAAUUGGCAGACUUGGAACUACUCAUGUCAUUAAAAACGAUGAAUCGAUUAGUCGUAAGCACUGUACAUUCUUGUUGAAGCAAAAUGAAUUGAGAAUUAUUGAUGACGGUGCAAAAUAUGGCACAACAAUCCAAAAUGAUCAAAUCAAAAAAGUAUCAAAAGAUCCAGUGACAUUGAAAGAUGGAGAUAAGGUGCAAUUUGGCUGUUAUGAAAACAUCUGGGAGAUUCAUUGUAAGGAAGAAGCAAGAGCAGGAAUUAAGAGAAAAUCAGAUGAUGCUGAAGCUAUUGAGAAUAGCUUAUCAGUAUCGAAUAUUUCAAAGAAACCAAAAGAGAAUCCAAUCAAUGCGAAAAUAAUUGAUAAGUUUGAUGUUAUUAUUGAUUCUGACGAUGAUAUUCCCAGUAAAGGAAGUAGAAGCGCUGGUCUUCGAAAGAAUCUCAUUAAUUAUUCCGAAGAAAUUGCUCCAAGCACAUCAAAGAACAAAGCAGCAGAAAAUAAGAGCAAGAAAGUAAUUAAAGGUGACGAGAAACCAAGUCAAAUCGAUAAAAAAGUUGAGCGACAGCAAGAUAAUGUUGAAAUUUCUGAAGAACCACAAAAAGCUGCAAAAGAAUCAGUUCGCUCCCAAAUAGUUUAUGAUGAUAGUGACGAAGAUAUCUUCUCACCGUCACAUGAAGAAAACUCGAAAAAAUCUAAUAGUGGAACUAAUAAUAGGAAAAUGGUUAUUGAAUCUGAUGACGAUCUUAUGGCAUUUAAUGUUCCAAUGAGGGCAGUAAAUACACGAAAGAGGCCCACAAAUGACAUUGAAGACAGUGGGAUUAGCAAGAAAGUUCUCAAGACAGUCAAGAGUUCCAAAACUUCAAACGAGAUUAAGAAAAUUGUGCCUCAACGAUCUACAAAGAAAGUGUCAAGCGACGAGGUAGACAAAAACAUUAGUUGCGCACCAGUAAACACAUCACAAAUCUCGCGAAAGCGAGACCUUGAAGAUGGAGUUUUCAAUUUUGAUGAUUUGCCCAAUAAGCAUCAAAUUAAAAAGCCUAGAAAUGCAAAAAAGAAUGAAAACGGCAGUGAAGAACUCACAUUAGCUGCAUCAACCUCUUCAGUUAAAUCCUUUUCAUUUAAAACAUCAAAGAUAUCUGAUAAGAAAGUGUUUGAAAGUUUCGAUUAUAAAAUUGAUGAAGAUUGUGGUUCGUGGCUUUCAACAAGAGUGUCUAAUAUAAAAGUCAAGGAUGAGACACAUGAUGAAAUGGACCAUUCAGCCAAUAAUAGUAUUGAUUCUCACUACAGCAUCAAUGUUAACAUCAUUCGAAAAGACAUCACUUUAGAUACAACUUGCGAGUCAAAAAAGAGUUUCCGCAAGCAAAAAUUCCUGGAAUCCAAUCAAGUUGUGACAUUGAAGAAGCUUAAUGUUAACGAGAUGAAUUAUUGCUAUAGCAAGAAAGAGGAAGAAUCUGCAGAUGACUGGUCAUAAGAACAUCUGUUAAGCGUUUACUUAUCACACAUGUGGGUUUAUAUAAAAUAUUAAAAUGUUUCCUUUUUUUAACAAAGAAAAAAUCAAAAUAGGAUCAUUCAUUUAAAACGUCAAUUUUUUUUCAAAUGGGAAAUAAAAUAAUUUUUAGUACAGAGAAAUUGAAACAUUUAUAGGGUAAAAAUUGACGACAAAAAUGUCACAGAUAAAAUCCUAAAUUUUGUAAAAGAAAUAAAUUUGUACGAUAAAAUUUAACACCAAAACACAUAAUAUCCUGUAAUGCAGUUCGUAUUUAUAAAUUUAAAAUAAUGUAAAACAUAUUUGGAAUUGAAAAUGGUCUUAAAAU
This is a messenger RNA of Chironomus riparius, 1957 nucleotides long. The record is from the annotation of a GenBank genome assembly. NCBI's taxonomy places the organism in Eukaryota, Metazoa, Arthropoda, Insecta, Diptera, Chironomidae.